Molecule: messenger RNA, 1221 nt
Organism: Sporisorium graminicola
Lineage: Eukaryota; Fungi; Basidiomycota; Ustilaginomycetes; Ustilaginales; Ustilaginaceae
Exons: 1
Coding region: 1-1221 (406 amino acids)
Biological process (GO): protein localization to kinetochore; mitotic sister chromatid segregation; kinetochore assembly
Cellular component (GO): nucleus; chromosome, centromeric region
Source: RefSeq, a predicted model, not a curated record
AUGUCAUCCUCACGGCGAUCUUUGCAGCCCGCAGCGGCAACCACGUCCUCCUCCUCGGACGCUGCCAACACGGCAGCAACACCGACGGCCCCACCCACUUCGGCAGCAUCAGCCUCGGCCGAAGCAGGACCAUCUACUUCCGCCAAGCCACAGCCCGACAAACGGGAAGAGGCAUCGACAGAUGCACAUCUCGAGCUGCUGACCGAGCACUUUGGCUAUAACCCGAAGUCCUUCAUCGAUGCGCUCGUCUACCUGUCCAACGAGCAUCUCUACAGCAUCGCCACCGAAUUUGAGAACGUCGUCAUGGACUUGCUCAAAGAUGUGGAUGGUGGGGAGCUCGAAGCCGAGCAGGGCAUGCACGCUAUCUUGACGCUGAUGGAGAACUCGCUCGACCACACGCUGGAUACGUUUGAGCUGUACUGCUUCCGUUCCGUGUUUGGGAUCCGCUCGCGUCAGGCCAAGUACAUGACGCUCGAUCAUCAUCGUGGACUCGACCUGCGCACCAAACAAGCGAACUCAGCGACGUCCUCCUCGAGAGCCCAAGCCAAACCAGCAAGAAAGAGCCUCGUCGGUGCAUCGACCAAUCUGAGCGCCAACGAGAGGAGCUACCGACUGGGAGAAACCGAAGACUCGCUCAAACGUCAGAUCGCCGCAGCGCGGGCGACACAGCACAAGCUGCUGCUGGCGCAGAGCGCAACGCAAGAGUCUCUCGAUCGCAUGCUCGACCUCGCCGAGCGCUUCUCGUCCAUCCUCUACCACAACACCGAAGCACGAUCCGCAGUGCCCGUGCUCACAGAAACUCUCGGUCAGCAUGCACGUAAGCUCAAGGCCGAUACCAUCCCGCUUCUCAAAGCGCUGCGAGAGCUUCGGUCCGCUGACCCGCUCGGUGCGCCUCUGUACUCUGGCGCUAUCGGGGGAGCCGCAAACAAGGAUGCGGCUGAUGCAGAAGGCGACGACGACGGGGUUGCGGAUGUGAGGGUAUGGGGACGCGGACGCGAACCCUACCUCAUCUGGGCAGCAGACCAGAUCAUUACAAAGAGUAAACGUGGCGGCGCGACGACUUCUGCAGCUGCGACAUCAGCGCAUGUCGAGGCGGAUGCAACGUUGGCAGAGGCGACUGAAGACGAUUCCAGGACUCCGAAACGGACCCGAACAUUGACCGGUCAACUAGCGUCGUCGAAGAGAAGGACUCCUGGUACUGCGACUAGAUCGAGAUCUUAA